AUGAAACCGAUAAAUGGACAUUCUUUGAUGUCGGAAUUUAGUUCUUUUAAGAAGUCUACCGCGCAAGUAGCCUCUGGGGCUAGAAUUUUUUAUGACCAAUUUGGAGUGAAAGAUGAAAUGAAGAGCCGAAUUUCUUUGGUGACCGGAAGAAUUGUGGAUAAAAGGAAGUGUCCGGAAGUAAGAGCUGUCGCGCAUUUUGAUCUGUCUCAGAUGCUGGGAGACUGGUAUGUAGUAGAGUACUAUGCGAGUGCUGAAGAAGCGCUCUCCUACAGUUGUAUGAAAGCCGUCUUCACUGAAGACGAUCAUGUACAAGCUGAAGAUGGCUCUAUUGAAUGGACGCCAGGAGUUACCAUGAAUUUCACUUACCGUUUUGCGGAUGACCCUCUCGGGGAAAACCUAUUGGGCAACAUCACUUGGAAAAUUGAUUUGAAUGAACCUGCACACUGGACACAUUCGGAAAUGACUUACGAUGGCAUAUACAAUACAUAUGUACUAGACACAGAAUAUAAAACCUGGAUGCUACUUUUACAUUGUGCCGAACAGAGAGAAGGCGCUAGGUAUCUUAGUGCAUUCAUACUUUCAAGAAAGGCUACAUUGCCUAAGAAUGUUAUGGCAUAUUUAAGAGAUAAACUACCUAGAUACGACGUCGAUGUAAAAUACGUGUUCCCAAUCCCCCACGAGGAAUGUUCGGAUAAGCCCGCUAAAGCUGAUUACACCCCAAUUUUAGUAGAAGUCGGAAGCAAAAUUCCAAAGAAACCUGGCGUCAGCUAUAAUGUCGCCUUUGGGCAU
Brenthis ino (lesser marbled fritillary) is the source of this 789-nucleotide messenger RNA. NCBI's taxonomy places the organism in Eukaryota, Metazoa, Arthropoda, Insecta, Lepidoptera, Nymphalidae. The record is from the annotation of a GenBank genome assembly.